Molecule: messenger RNA, 903 nt
Organism: Vicia faba (fava bean)
Lineage: Eukaryota; Viridiplantae; Streptophyta; Magnoliopsida; Fabales; Fabaceae
Source: the annotation of a GenBank genome assembly
AUGAAGAGACUCACCACCUCAGAUUCUUCAUCUCCUCUCAUCACAAUCUCUCCCUCAACAGAAGAACAUAGUCCGAGGAACAAACAUGUGUAUGGUAUGGAGUUUCAAUCCAUGAUGUUGGAUGGAUUUGAAGAGGAAGUUUGUGUUGAAGAAGCGGGUCAUCAUUCAGAGAAGAAACGACGACUGAGAGUGGAUCAAGUGAAGGCUUUAGAGAAAAACUUUGAAGUUGAAAACAAGCUUGAACCUGAAAGGAAGGAGAAGCUUGCCAUAGAACUUGGGUUGCAGCCCAGACAAGUUGCUGUUUGGUUUCAAAACCGGCGGGCAAGAUGGAAGACAAAACAGUUGGAACGAGAUUAUGGUGUUCUUAAAGCUAAUUACGAUGCUCUUAAGCUCAAGUUAGAUGCAAUUACACAAGACAACAAAGCUUUUCAUAAGGAGAUUAAGGAAUUAAAAUUGAAGCUGGAAGAAGAAGAAAAAAGUGCAAGCAGUGUUUUGGUGAAGGAGGAGAUGAUAACAAUGCCUGAAUCUGAUGAAACCAAGCAUAACCCGUCUUCGGAAUCAUCGAUUCCUAGUUUAGAAUCUAAGGAUCAUUUGAAUUAUGACAGCAUGAUCAACAACAACAAUGAGUUUGGUGUUGGAGAAGCUUCUUCACUCUUUCCAGCGGACUUAAGAGAUGGUUCAUCUGACAGUGAUUCUAGCACAAUUUCUUCAUCUGGAGGAAUUCUUCAAAGUCAUCUUUUGUUGUCUCCUGAUUCUUCCUCCAUGAAUUGCUUCCAAUACCAGAAAUCUUAUCAUGUGAAAAUGGAGGAACACAAUUUCUUAAGUGCAGAUGAGGCGUGCAAUUUUUUUUCAGACGACCAAGCACCAACGUUACAAUGGUACUGUCCAGAUCAAUGGAGUUGA